GGAGGCGGCGGCGCCGCCGUGUGCAGCCGGGCGCGGGGCUCCGAGCGCUGCAGCCCGCGUUACGGGCGUCGCGCCGCGCUGGCCGCCGCCGGGGCCGGGCUGACGCUGCGGGCGGUGCGGGCGGCCGACGGCGGCGCUUACAGCUGCCUGCUGCUGGGCGACGACGACUGCGCCUGCGGCGAGGUGACGCUCGCCGUCACGAACGGCACCUGCGGCGAGCCCUGCUCCGGCGGCCCGCGCCCCGCCCGCCCCGCGCUCCUCUUCCUCCUCCUCCUGCUCCUCCUCUGCCUCGCGGCAGCGCUGUGAGGCCCCCGCGGAGCGGCGCGGCGGGGGCACGCGUGUGCGUGUCCGUGCGUGGGUGUGCGCGAGUGUGAGUGCUCUGUGUGUGUGCGCGCACGCUGGUGUGCGUCCCUGUGCGCCUGUGUCCGACGCGUGGCUGUGCGCUCGGGUGAGUGUGCAAUGCCUGUGCGUGCGCUUGUGCGCUGCCGGGUGUGCGCACAGCCAUGGGGGUGCAAGGUGUGAACGCGCGUGUGCACACGCAUUAGUGUGCACGCCUUUGUGCACACACACGUGUGAGGGCAGCGCUUCCGCGUGCAUGCGAGUGUGCACGCGCUUGUGAGCACGCCUGUGUGUGUGCACACGCAUUUGUGAGCACGUGCGCGUGCACGCGUGCGAGCGUGCAAACGUCUGUGAGCACACGCGUGUGUGCGCACAAGCUGCGUGCGUGCAUUUGCGCUUGUGCGUGCGGAGGAGCGCACGCUGUGUGCGUGUGUGUGUGUGUGUGUGUGCGUGUGUGUGUGUGUGUGCGUGGGGCUGACCGCACGUGCACACCCACGUGCCGGUGUUUGCUUGUGCACAGCGCGUGUGUGUGUGUGUGCAGCAGCGCACGUGCGUGUGCACGUGAGGCCGGGCGUGCAGGGCGGCCCGGAGCAGAGCACCGCCGCUCCGCGCUCGGCCACCCCUGCGCUGGGAAAGCCCCCAAAACAGGACUUUUUCACCCCGAAACGCCCGGCGCGGGGACGAGGCAGCCAGGACGGCUUCGCCUUCCCUUCUCACGGCUCUCGGCCUUCGCUUUUGGGCCAAAACCCGCCCGGAACGGGAGCGCUGCCCAGUAGAGUUUUUUGGGAGCGAAGCCUGGCAGAGGAGCCGGGCGUUUGGCCACCUGGAAAGUGCUGUGGGACGGUAACUUUCCACCCGGCGCCCCUGCUGUCCCCGAUGUCCCCGGUGUCCCCGAUGUCCCCGAGGUCGCUGGCAUCCCCGGUGUCUCCGGCAUCCCUGGUGGCCCCGGCGUUCCCGGCCCGUUGGCAGCCCCUUGCCGGCAUCGUCCUCCUGGGAAGGCGGCAGCGGGUCGUCCCCCACCCCCACCCCGGGGGGGUCCCAGCCCCAGCUGGGCCUGAUCCUGCCCGCGGCGAUGGUGCCCUGGUGGCCCCCAGGGUGCCGGUCCCCAGGCUGGCGCCGCGCCAGCCGUGUCAUGCUGAGGGACAGGGGCUGGAUGGGACCCUGGGCCAGAGGGGACCCGUGCUGGAUGUCACCCUGAGCUGGAUGUCACCCUGAGCUGGAUGUGACCCCAGGCUGGAUGUCACCCUGAGCUGGAUGGGACCCUGGGCUGGUUGGGACCCCAGGCUGGAUGGGACCCCACGCGGGACAGGACCCCAGACCAGAUGGGACCCGGGGCAGUUGGGACCCCAGGCUGGAUGUGACCCUCACCCAGAUGGGACCCCAUCCUGGAUGGCACCCUGGACCAAGGAGCUCCCCAGGCUGGGUGCCACCCUGAACUAGAAGGGACCCUGGGCUGGAUGGAACCAAGGACAGUUGGGACCCAGGGCUGAAUGUCACCCGGGAUCAGAUGGGAGCCCAGGCUGGAUGGGACCCCAGACCAGACGGGACCCCAGACCAGACGGGACCCAGGACAGUCGGGACCCAAGGCUCAAUGCCAUCCUGCAUCAGAUGGGUCCCCAGGCUGGAUGUGACCCCAGACCAGAUGGGACCAAGGACAGUUGGGACCCAGGGCUGAAUGCCACCCGGGAUCAGAUGGGUCCCCAGGCUGGAUGUGACCCUCACCCAGAUGGGACCCCAUCCUGGAUGGCACCCUGGACCAAGGAGCUCCCUGGGCUGGGUGCCACCCUGAACUAGAAGGGACCCUGGGCUGGAUGGGACCCCAGACCAGAUGGGACCCACGGCUCAAUGCCACCCUGGAUCAUAUGGGACCCAGGACAGUUGGGACCCAGGACAGUCGGGACCCAGGACAGUCGGGACCCAGGGCUGACUGCCACCCGGGAUCAGAUGGCACCCCAGGCUGGAGGCCCCCCCGGCCUUUCCUCCUUGUCACCCCACGGUGCCACCCUCAGCGGCCACCCAGGUGGCCCGUCGCCAUCAGCGCGUCGCCUGCACCCCGUGUCCCUCCGGCCCUCGCCCACGCUGUCCCCAGCGCCCCGGGGACCCUGCGGCGGCCGGCAGGAAAGUGCCCGCUCGGCGUUUUCCCGCGGCCCCGGUCCCCGUCAGCACUUCGGGCCGGUGGCGGUGGCAGCGCCGAGACCUUUCCAGGCCUUUGUGGCCCCGGACAAUGGCAGCGCCCGAGCCCUUAACCCCCCCCCCCCGGCGCCCCGGCCACCCACUCGGCCCCGGGGACAGACGCACGGACGGGACCGCGCGGACGCAGGCGCCCGGCCCGGCGCCGCUGGGCGCUGAAGGCGGGGCCGCGGCGAUGCCGGCGCGCGGGGGGCUGCUGUGCGCCGCCUCCGGCCUGGCGCUGCUGCUGGCCGCCACGGCCACCGACUUCUGGCUGCAGCACCGGGCGCCCGGGGGGGCCGGCUGCCAGGGCCUGUGGCGCGUCUGCCUGGGGGGGGCCUGCCGCCCCCACGCCGGCACCCCGGCGCUCUGGGACGCCGCGCGGGUGCUCAUGCUGCUCUCGGUGCUCUCCGCCACGGCCGGCAUCGCCCUGGGGCUCUCGGCCGCUGCCAGCGGCGCCCGGCGGCUGCGUCUCCGCGUGGCCGGUGUCACCCUGCUGCUGGCCGCGUUCCUGGCGCUGCUGGGCCUGGCGCUGUACACGGCCGCGGCGGUGAGCGUCUUCGGGAAGGACCAGGCCGACUGGCGCUUCUCCUGGUCCUACAUCCUGGGCUGGAUCGCCGUCGUCCUCGUCAGCUCCGCAGGGCUCUUCCACGUCUGCGCCGCCUCCAAGGACCCGACGCCGGAGAGCUCCGAAGUGGCGGGGGCCUGAUGGGUGCCGGGACCCCGCUCCUGCCCCCCCCCGCUGCCCCACAGACCCCCCCCCGCCGUGGGGGGCCAUUGGGUGCAGGGCACUGCUGCGCUGAGCUGUGCCUGGUCUCAGCAGGGCUGAGCUCCCCUGGCUCCCCCACCCUGCUGCCCCCACCCCAGUCAUCCCCCCCCUUGCCCCCCCCCCAAUGUAGGCACUCUCCUGCUGUGCUAAUAAACAGCUGUGCCCCCCCC
Molecule: messenger RNA, 3447 nt
Organism: Dromaius novaehollandiae (emu)
Lineage: Eukaryota; Metazoa; Chordata; Aves; Casuariiformes; Dromaiidae
Product: lens fiber membrane intrinsic protein-like
Exons: 6
Coding region: 2564-3217 (217 amino acids)
Cellular component (GO): plasma membrane
Source: RefSeq, a predicted model, not a curated record